Messenger RNA from Arvicola amphibius (Eurasian water vole), 687 nucleotides. It is a transcript of the gene Lin7b, whose product is annotated as lin-7 homolog B, crumbs cell polarity complex component. The transcript has 6 exons. Gene Ontology annotation, biological process: neurotransmitter secretion; maintenance of epithelial cell apical/basal polarity; protein localization to basolateral plasma membrane. The coding region runs from base 12 to 635 and encodes 207 amino acids. Gene Ontology annotation, molecular function: L27 domain binding. The record is from RefSeq and is a predicted model, not a curated record. NCBI's taxonomy places the organism in Eukaryota, Metazoa, Chordata, Mammalia, Rodentia, Cricetidae. Gene Ontology annotation, cellular component: MPP7-DLG1-LIN7 complex; basolateral plasma membrane; synapse.
UUGGCCGCGAUAUGGCUGCACUGGUGGAGCCGCUGGGACUGGAGCGGGACGUGUCCCGGGCCGUGGAACUGCUGGAGCGGCUGCAACGCAGCGGAGAGCUGCCCCCGCAGAAGCUGCAGGCCCUGCAGCGGGUCCUGCAGAGCCGUUUCUGUUCUGCCAUCCGCGAGGUGUACGAGCAGCUCUAUGACACGCUGGAUAUCACUGGCAGCGCUGAGGUGCGGGCUCACGCCACAGCCAAGGCCACAGUGGCUGCCUUCACAGCCAGCGAGGGCCAUGCACAUCCCAGGGUGGUAGAACUACCGAAGACUGAUGAGGGUUUGGGCUUCAACAUCAUGGGCGGCAAAGAGCAAAACUCACCCAUCUACAUCUCCCGAGUCAUCCCUGGAGGCGUGGCUGAUCGCCAUGGUGGCCUCAAGAGGGGAGACCAGCUGUUGUCCGUGAACGGUGUGAGUGUGGAGGGCGAACACCAUGAAAAAGCCGUGGAACUCCUGAAGGCUGCCCAGGGCUCAGUGAAACUGGUGGUGCGGUACACCCCGCGGGUGCUGGAGGAGAUGGAGGCCCGCUUUGAGAAGAUGCGAUCUGCCCGGAGGCGCCAGCAGCACCACAGCUACACGUCUUUGGAGUCCCGAGGCUGAAAUCACAGAGCAGGACCCUCCACCUCCCCUGUACAGUAUUAUUUAUUGUCAC